Molecule: messenger RNA, 3502 nt
Organism: Arabidopsis thaliana (thale cress)
Lineage: Eukaryota; Viridiplantae; Streptophyta; Magnoliopsida; Brassicales; Brassicaceae
Product: alpha/beta-Hydrolases superfamily protein
Exons: 5
Coding region: 55-1338 (427 amino acids)
Source: RefSeq, marked reviewed
GCUUUCACUAUUUUAAUACAAAAAUAUAUUAAAACCAGUUUAAUCAUUAAUUUCAUGUUUAUAUAUAAGGACAAAAAAAUCAUAAAGAAGUUAGCUCUCAAACAAAGAUAUUGCUACUGCCUCACCAAAUUUUCCUCCGGAAAGAGAGUGAGAAAAUUUCCAAGAGAAAGAGGAGAGAGAAUGGCUGGAGAAGAAAUAGAGAGGGAGAAGAAAUCUGCAGCAUCUGCAAGAACUCACACCAGAAACAACACUCAACAAAGUUCUUCUUCUGGUUAUCUGAAAACGCUUCUCCUGGUAACGUUCGUCGGAGUUUUAGCAUGGGUUUAUCAAACAAUCCAACCACCACCCGCCAAAAUCGUCGGCUCUCCCGGUGGACCCACCGUGACAUCACCGAGGAUCAAACUGAGAGACGGAAGACAUCUGGCUUACACAGAAUUCGGAAUCCCUAGAGACGAAGCCAAGUUCAAGAUCAUAAACAUCCACGGCUUCGAUUCUUGUAUGCGAGACUCGCAUUUCGCCAAUUUCUUAUCGCCGGCUCUUGUGGAGGAAUUGAGGAUAUACAUUGUGUCUUUUGAUCGUCCUGGUUAUGGAGAGAGUGAUCCUAACCUGAAUGGGUCACCAAGAAGCAUAGCAUUGGAUAUAGAAGAGCUUGCUGAUGGGUUAGGACUAGGACCUCAGUUCUAUCUCUUUGGUUACUCCAUGGGUGGUGAAAUUACAUGGGCAUGCCUUAACUACAUUCCUCACAGGUUAGCAGGAGCUGCCCUUGUAGCUCCAGCGAUUAACUAUUGGUGGAGAAACUUACCGGGAGAUUUAACAAGAGAAGCUUUCUCUCUUAUGCAUCCUGCAGAUCAAUGGUCACUUCGAGUAGCUCAUUAUGCUCCUUGGCUUACAUAUUGGUGGAACACUCAGAAAUGGUUCCCAAUCUCCAAUGUGAUUGCCGGUAAUCCCAUUAUUUUCUCACGUCAGGACAUGGAGAUCUUGUCGAAGCUCGGAUUCGUCAAUCCAAAUCGGGCAUACAUAAGACAACAAGGUGAAUAUGUAAGCUUACACCGAGAUUUGAAUGUCGCAUUUUCAAGCUGGGAGUUUGAUCCGUUAGACCUUCAAGAUCCGUUCCCGAACAACAAUGGCUCAGUUCACGUAUGGAAUGGCGAUGAGGAUAAGUUUGUGCCAGUAAAGCUUCAACGGUAUGUCGCGUCAAAGCUGCCAUGGAUUCGUUACCAUGAAAUAUCUGGAUCAGGACAUUUUGUACCAUUUGUGGAAGGUAUGACUGAUAAGAUCAUCAAGUCACUUUUGGUUGGGGAAGAAGAUGUAAGUGAGAGUAGAGAAGCCUCUGUUUAAGUCAAUGUGGUUUUUAAGAAUAAUUAAUUGCUUGCAAUGCUAAACUAGUUAUGAUCAACAAUCAAAUCAAAGCAACUUUAGUCGUUAAUACAAGUGUACUAAUGUCUCAAAUGAAAGGGCUGGCGGCAUUUACGGGAGCAAAUGUAGACAUCAACGCAUAGAUUACAAUUAACAACAUUGCAAUUAUUCCAAGCCUUUAGAAUGAAGCGAUCUUUACAUCGAGAAUGGCAUUGGUCGCAGAAUGGUCGAGAACUCUUGCUGUUAGGAACAACUUCAUACUCACGUCCAUCGACAUUAAUGUUCCGCCCUGGCAUGAGACGCGAGAAGUCUCCCAGUACACACUUGACAUGUAAAGUUACCCCGCAGUCAUAACAAGUGUAGAACCAUUUCUUUGGAUCGGUUUCUGUUUCGCAUAUGUCACACCAAUAUUUGUUAUCCUUAAUCACAUCAUCUUCGCCGUGGCAUAGAGAAAGAGGAUGCUCGUCGUAGCAAUGUUUUACCGUUUUAGGUAAAUUAGCACAGUAGAAAUCCAAAUCAAAGUCACAAGUAUCACAACAUAGUACUCUAGGUUUCACCACUUUGUUGUGACACGAACGACAUGACUUGCCUUGCCUUCUGUAGUAAUAUAACGGAUGUGAAUGACCAUCAUGGAGCAAUGGUUCUGACAUCGAACCGCAAUGCACAUCUAGAAUCCAAUCACCAGAAACGUAUCUAAAACCAUUGGAGAUUGUUCUACAAGCAUCACACUCAAACCAAUUCCUAGAAGAAUCUUUACCUCCUGUGUGUAACGUAAAUGGUUUGUUGUUGAACACAUGCCUUUUCUUUCGAGGGAGAUUUGCACAUGUUUCAUGAAGAACAUAAUCACAUUGACCACAACUGUAGCUAGGAUCUGACGAUAGAGGAAGGACACAUGCUUGGCAACGUGUGAUUUCAUCAUGUUGAGUGAUGAUACCAUUCUUGUUGAGCAUCAAAUUAUGUUUUUCAUGGCUGAAAUGUUUUAUCGUGUUGUCAUCAACCACCUCGAAUGGCGCGGUAUCUUGCUCACUAUCUUCAGGAGUCCCUUCGAGUUCUAUUCCGUCCCAUACAUCAUCUUUCAUUGCACAUUGUGGAUGAACAACAUAGUUGGGACAAAGAGAGCAAGAAUAACCUCCGUAGUAUCCAUUAACACUUUGACGACAUACUCCACAUUCUGAAUACUGAAGACCAAGAUGAUGCGUGAGAGAGAUGCGAUGAUCAUGACGAUUGAUGUUAAUGACGCGAGGUAAAUCGAUGCAUUUCCGAUGGAUUAAGUAACCACAUCCAAGACAAAAGUAAGGACAUCCAUCACCUUUCAUUCCACAAGCAUUGCAAAUAAACUUAACUUGUCUAGGCAAGAGAGUUAGCGUAUGCUCGUGAGUCUUAAGAUGUUCUAUAGCAAGCGGUGGAGGAUUUAUCGCACAAUAAACACAGAUGCUGAAGUUGCAAACGGAACAAUGAUAAAUCAAGUGAUCUGAUACGUCAUCACACAAAAGACAAGUCUUUUGAGCGCUAUCAGGUAGCGACUCAGAUCCGAAAAGCUCGAGAGUGUGAUUAGUAUGAGAAGAAUGGUGGACCUCCCGCGAUAUAUUUAUGCAUUCGACGUGGAAAUACACAUCACACUCAAGACAAACGUAAGGAUACAUACCAAAAACUGUUUUCUUGCAAACUCCACAAUGAUCUUUCUUCACUUGCUUCUCCAAAAGAACAAGUGAAUGGUUAUGACAUUUGGGAUUUUCAAUAGCAGCAAGUGGAGGUAGUUGUUUUCUCGCACAAGCUAUAUCGAUAUUAAAGGCGCAUAUCCAACAAUGAUACGUAGGACCAAACAAGAAAGCUCCACAAAAAGCACACGUACCACUUCCCCUGUAGUCGAUUAAGCAGAGCGGAUGCUCGAGAUGGGAAGGAUGAUUGAUCUCCGGUAAUGAUUCGCCACAUUCUUUGUGAUACCAAACAUGGUUACAAUCAGAGUCAUUGCAACGGUAGCCACUAUAGAUAGGUGAGGUUUGCUUGCAACCGCGGCAACGACCAUUUAUAAACCUUGAUGAAUGGUAUAAUGGAUGCUUGUGAAUCGGUAAAUCUACUGAUCUCUCCAUUGUGCUUUUGUGAUUCAGAUCUCUUUCUUUCUUUUUAGUCAACCCUUGUUUUUUUU